AUUUUGAGUCGUAUUUAUCAGAGUUGGAAAACUUCUAGCCAGGCGCUUUUCCCUGCUGACAAUCUGGUGUUCAACAUAUAAUUGCCGUUUUAAAUUGUUACUUUGAUUAUUCGGAUUCGGAGAUUCGGUGCUAGGUUUCUGCGUUUGCUGUUUAUGUAAACCGAUAUAUCUGCCUUUACUGAUGAUGAAAAUGCGGUUCCGAGUACUGCAUGAUCCUCGUGCUCAUGAGCGUUGAUGCAUGACCUGUUCUUGGUAUUAGUAUUGGUACUGGAAGUCGUACUCAUUGGCUAUUCUUUAUGGUCAGUAAUGAGUUACACGUAAUACAAAUACUUAUAUCCGCCGGUGCGUGUCUUCAAAGAACGUGGAUGAGCACAAGAACGAAUUAUGAAAGCAAAUGCGGAAGCUUCCUCAACAAAUAAGUACGAAAACAAAACUUGUUCAUCAGAGCUCUCUCUCAUUCACCGCUGUUGACCUGUGAGUAGCUCGCAUUCAAAAUGUUUAAUGUCAGUGAAGGCGAAGGUGAAGUUGAAGAUUGUUACAGAACAUACAUUGUGACAAAACCGACAACAUCUUAUAUCAUUAACAGUGUUAUUGGUUGUAUUGUAAACCUUAUUCUUUGCUUUGUUGGUUCAUUUCUCAACGCUCUUGUUGUUUACGUGUUCUGGAAAACACCAAGAUUACGAUACAAAGUUUCCUACUUUAUGAUCAUGCUCUUAUCGUCAAUUGAUGUCUUGGUUACACUGAUUGUGCAUCCGGCGCACUUGGUAAUGUCAGUUGCAGAAAUUAUUGGAAAACCAAAAUGUAUAUACAAGAUGUCUUAUCAAAUAGCAGCCGUAGUUCUCUCUGGGAUGUCUUUCUUUACUUUCUUCGUCUUGAAUAUUGAACGUUAUUUAUCCAUCGUUCACCCGAUAUUUCAUCUGCAACAUGUCACUAAGCUGCGAUGUCUCGUAGUUUGCAUCAUGCUCUGGAGUUUGGCAAUCUUCUGUGGUCCAGUGGCUUAUCCGCUCAGCCUGAACACCGACCUGACAAUUACAGUUUCGUCUUUAGUAGUCAUAUGCGGAACUUUUUACAUUUAUUUUGCAAUAUUUUAUUUCGGGAGAAGACGAAGAAAAGGUUCGCAGCCUAACAACGUGAGACGGAGGGAAGAAAAUUCAAAUAUAUUCCUUGUCGAAGACUCCACUCACACAGAUAAUAUGUCAUCUUGCAUUGCACCAGAAGCACUUUUAAAUCCGAACCCAGAUGUCCCUAUGAAAACAAUUAACAUGAACCAAAACGUGUUAAAGCGUGACGAAAGAAAAAGGUCAAGGAAAACAGUGUCGUUACAACACGAUUUACAGCUUGCUAAAAUGUGUCUCUUAGUGGUAUUCAUUAGCUUUGCCUUGAACCUCCCAAAUGCAGUAAUUUUUGCCGUGUUUACUGAUAGAAUAAAAGCCGUUGACGGGCAAGUACAAGCGAAAAUAUGGACGGUGACUCUCGUGCUCAUGAACUCUACAGUCAACUGUCUGAUCUUUUUCUGGGCAAAUGAGAGGUUAAGGAAAGAAGGACGGAAAGUUUGCAAACGAUUGUGUAAAUGUUAGAAUUAAACGCACAGCACAGCAUGGUGCAUGUUUAUCGAUUUAAAAUUAACAUUUUUGCAUAUAUGCAUUUUGAAAAUACCUCUUUUAACUUCAUUUUGAUAUUAAAGUUACCUUCAUUUGCUUUCAUUUUGAAAAUUGCAUGAAGACCCAAAUUUGGCAAAUGAAAACUUGUAUAUAGUUUAUAGAAUUGUAUAUAGUUUAUAGAAU
Molecule: messenger RNA, 1784 nt
Organism: Dendronephthya gigantea
Lineage: Eukaryota; Metazoa; Cnidaria; Anthozoa; Malacalcyonacea; Nephtheidae
Product: thyrotropin-releasing hormone receptor-like
Exons: 1
Coding region: 495-1577 (360 amino acids)
Biological process (GO): G protein-coupled receptor signaling pathway
Cellular component (GO): membrane
Molecular function (GO): G protein-coupled receptor activity
Source: RefSeq, a predicted model, not a curated record